Messenger RNA from Nasonia vitripennis (jewel wasp), 2484 nucleotides. RefSeq names its product zwei Ig domain protein zig-8. The transcript has 8 exons. The record is from RefSeq and is a predicted model, not a curated record. Gene Ontology annotation, cellular component: neuron projection membrane. Lineage: Eukaryota; Metazoa; Arthropoda; Insecta; Hymenoptera; Pteromalidae. Gene Ontology annotation, biological process: synapse organization. The coding region runs from base 459 to 1499 and encodes 346 amino acids.
AGUCAGUCACUGGACGACCGGCGCAUCGCACGCGCGUUCGCCCGCGCCUCCCGUGUUUAUGCUCAGUGCCAAAGGCUUAUGAUUCAAGCUCACGUGUGCUUACUCUAAACUAUGGACGAAUCUAAUAUGGUGACUGUUCUUUUCUGAGAGUUUGGUCGAUUUUACCGGUUUUUGCUGGACUGAUAGCAGUGGUGACGCUUAAUUGGCUCGGUGCUCGGGAUAUUUGAGGAACCUGUCGGCCGAAAACAAAGCAGUUACCGAAGCAUCGACUCGAUGAUCGCGUGCAAGGAGGCGAGCCUCCUGCGCGGAUGAAUUAAAAGGAGUCGCGCGGAGAUUGUGGCGAGAAGCAGCAGCAGUACACAGCAUCAGAAGCAUAGAUCGUCCGAGUCCGCAAUUGAGCGUUUGUUCGUGGCAAAUUGAGGCUGAACCGCAGGGGAUGCGAGUGCUGAGGGAGGAGAAUGUCUUUGGGCCGAGCUUGGGGGUCGAGGCUCAUACUGACGCUGGCGACCGCCACGAUCGUCAUAGCGAACCAUCAACAUCGACAUCGCUACGCCUUCUCAUACUUCCACGACAGUUAUACAGAUUCUCGUAAGCUGUCGAAUAACAUUACGCGAUCUUUCGAUGACUUCAAAUCCAGCAACUACCAUCACCAGCAGCAUCAGCAGCUCGGCGGCGUCGGUCCUUUGAGAGUUCCGCACCUGAGGCACCAUCACACCGUACAUAGAGGCCCUUACUUUGAGAAUGCCGAAGGCCAAGAGAUCAAUGACUCGCAGAACGUCGCGCAUCUUGGUGACACCGCUCUUCUCGAUUGUCGGGUCGUGAUGCUCUCUGGUAAAAUGGUAAUGUGGGUACGACAGAGUCCGGACAAGGCCCUCCUCACUGUCGGCGAACACACGCACAUCGCGGAUCCGCGCUACGCGGUGCGUUUCAAGUACCCAAACAAUUGGCGACUAGCGAUCUCGGCAAUCCAGAAGGAGGACCGUGGCUUGUACGUCUGCCAAGUGAACACGCACCCACCGAGGAUGCUCGUGACUAACGUUACCAUUCUAGCACCGGACAUCAGAAUUGUGGACGAGGCGAACCACGAGCUGCGUGACCGCUAUUAUAAAACUGGAAGUAUCAUUGAGCUGACGUGCAUGGCUCGGCCGUCGCGGCCCGGCUCAAAAGUGCCCCAUCCAGUUUGGAAGAAAAAUGGCGAAACGCUCCCAGAUCACGUCAACGUUUAUCAUACCAACGGAACGGACAACGAAUUAUUGACGAGACUGCGAAUCGAGCACGCAAAGAAGAGCGACAGCGGUGAAUUUUCCUGUAGCAUUGGCCAGUUCAGCACGACGGUGGUGAAUAUUCACGUGCUCAAUGGCGAAAAGCAGGCUGCUGUGCAUCACGAUCAGUGGAAUUCAGCGAAAUCCAGUCUCAGCCAAGCGCCAAUGCUACCCAAACUUCUCUCCAGUCUCGUCUUGCUGCUGUCUACGCUAAAUGUCUGUUGUGAACUCUCCUAGAUUAGAGCUUCGCGAGAAUAAUUAAUGCGUUAUGAAGACGGCUCGUUAUAAUAAAGGAUACGAAUUCGCACGGCCUAUGUGCAGUGUGAUGGAUGAGAAGAGAUGACAAAGUUGUGGAAAAGAUGAGGAUUUGUCGUGCGUUAAAUUAAAACAGUAUUAUUAUUUACACAUGGCGAUUGUGAGCUGAUUCCGUGUAACCAUGAAAAUUUUAAUAUUAAGACAUAUCAUGUAUCGUCUCCCCGAGGCAGUACUGGCGUUUUUGAAUGAAUACGUCGUUUACACAUUUUUGCCAAUUACGUAAUGACAUUGUUUGUAUAUACCUUUUUGUACCUUAAGUAUACUGAUAGUUAAACAGAGAAUUAUCCUAAGACCAUCUCGAGAUUAUUAACUACUAUAAGUUAUAACUGUUGUAAUGUUAAAAGUACAUAACUAUAAGCUUUGCAAAUUUCUUUUCAUGUUACGAAUUUGAACUGCCAUAAAUGUUAUAACGCAUUUAUAUUGUGCAGGUACCUUUGUAAAAGCAACAAAAGACUUUAUUAAUCUUAUAGAUUAAAAAUUUUCGACAUUAAUUUAAUAUUAAGAAGUAUAUAAAUAUCUUUGAUACAACUCGUUCUACUUAUAUUUUAAAUACUAUAAUUUUGCUGGAUAUACUUAUUGAAUAUUGUUUUCGUAUUAUAAAGAUUCAAAACUAUAUUUUCUUUUAGUAUGAAUUAUUUUGAUAAAUUGCAAAUGUGGAUAAUUAAUGCAUAGUUAAAAAAAAACAUUAAUUCAAAGACGACUGCACUGCCUUAAUUGGAACCAAGUAUGAUUCCUGUAUAAUGAAUUGUAAAUAUAAAAAUUAAGAAUUUCCGUAAAUGAAAAAAAAAAAUCAAGAUUGUGCCGAUGGAUGAUUGAAGUUUAUGUAAAAUAUUUUCUUGAAACCACACUUUGUCCGGCCAUGUCCGCCUGUUUAUAAAAUACUAAAAUAUAUAUAUAUAUAUAUAUA